GAGUCCCCUCCCACCAGUGGGAGCGAGGGGCGGAAGGAAAGGGAAGAGGGGGGAAGAGCAGUGGAAAGAAGAUGGCGGCUCCUGGUGGGCAGGUGGAGCGAGGCGCUGCGGCAACAGCGGCAACAGCGGCGGCUGCGAGUGGGGCGACGCACUGGCAGGGAGGCGAUGUCAUGGCCGAGGUGCGAGCAGCGGCGGCGGCGGCAGGCGGGGAGGUCGCUGGAGCGGUGGGUGCGGGUGAAGACGGGGGUGUGACCACCCGUUUGCGACAGCUCUACCCCGCCGUGAACGAGGACGAAUCUCCGCUGCCCCGUGCCUGGAGCGCCAAGGACAAGCUCAGCUACAUCGGCCUCUCGCUGGGAAAUCUGCGUGUGCACUACAAAGGGCACGGCAAGACGCCCAAAGACGCAGCAUCGGUGCGUGCCAACUACCCCAUCCCUGCUGCGUGUGGCAUUUAUUAUUUCGAGGUGAAGAUCGUGAGCAAGGGCAGAGACGGGUACAUGGGGAUUGGGCUGUCUACACAAGAAGUGAAUAUGAACAGAUUGCCUGGCUGGGACAAGUACUCGUAUGGUUACCACGGUGACGACGGCCACAGCUUCUGCUCGUCGGGCGCGGGGCGUCCGUACGGCCCCACGUUCAGCACGGGCGACGUCGUGGGCUGCUGUGUGAACCUCGUGAACGGCACGGCCUUCUACACCAAGAACGGACACAGCCUCGGGACAGCAUUCACAGAUCUUCCGCCCAACCUUUACCCGACGGUGGGGCUGCAGACCCCGGGGGAGGUGGUGGAGGCGAACUUUGGGGGGCAGCCGUUUGCGUUCGACAUCGAAAACCACAUGCAAGAGUGGCGCGCUCGCAUCUCCGCUGCCAUCGCCCGUUUCCCGACGCCUGGCAGCCACGCAGCCUGGCAGGGAACCCUGCACACCAUGGUGGCAUCUUACCUGGUGCAUCAUGGGUACUGCGGCACAGCGGAGGCCUUUGCUGCAUCCACGGGGCUGGAGCAGGAGGAGGAUAUGCGCUCGGUCCGGAACCGGCAUCGCAUCCAGGCGCUGGUGCUGGCCGGACGCAUGGGUGAGGCCAUCGAGGCCACGCAGCAGAGCUACCCCGGGCUGCUCGACCGCUACCCGGAGCUGCUCUUCCGGCUCAAAGUGCGGCAGUUUGUGGAGAUGGUGAACGGCACGGACAGUGAGGUGCACUCGCUGGGCGCCCGCAGCCCCAAGUCUCAGGAUGGGCCCCGGGUGCCAUACGGAUCCGGCCACACCGCAGCAUCAUCCUCCUCCUCCUCCAACCCCUCCUCUCCUGCCGGCACCAUCAGGGGCCUAGCAGCAGCGGAGGCCGGAAUGAGUUGCGCGAGUAACGGACGCACGGGAAGGACGCCGCAUGCUGGCCGGGACAGGAGAGCUCGUCGCACAUGCAGCCCCACACCCCACGGCAGCAGGCCCACCACAUCAUCACAGCUGGGCGAUGGCGGGGCCGUUGGGGCCGUGGAGGUGGCGGACACCGGCGAGACCCCCAUGGAGUGUUGCACAAACGGGCUACACAGCGACUCCAGCGAGCGAGUGUCUAACGGCAGACAGCACGCGACAAACGGGGCGCUGGAAUCGCACCCGCCACAGGCCGACGUGGAGGGGGACGAUGAGCCCCCUGGCGGCCCCAGGCCGUGGACGCUAUGCGGCGGCGCUGUGGAGCACAUGGUUCACUUUGGGCGGGAGCUGCAGGCCGAGUUGCAGCGCAUGUGCAGCCAGAUUUCGCGCGAACACACGUGGCACCUCAACGCCCGGGCCCUGCAGGAUGCUUUCAGUCUGCUGGCAUAUGCGGACCCGUGGAGAAGCCCCGUGGGUUACCUCCUGGGCCCGGCACAAAGGGAACACACGUGCGCUGCCCUCAACAGCACCAUCCUGGAGUCCCUGAGUCUGCCGAGGCAGCCGGCGCUCUCGAUGGUGGUGGGGCAGCUCUCGGAGUGCCUGCGCCUCAUGCCUCGUGCCGGUCUCGGCUCGGCCGCCUUCGCACCCAUCCACGAAUACACGCACUGACGAACGAUCACUCACCGGGUCGCAUUCUCAUCACAGUCGACUCCAUUAUCUUACGCGCAGCGCUGGCAACACCAGGCAGUGUUGUACAGGCAAACAAACAAUCAAUCGCGGAGCAAGGUGGAAGGGCUCCAUAACGGUAAAGCAUUUGAGUUGUUUAAAACUAAUUUAAUAACUUCAUGUGUCAUGAAGGUGAAUAACCGGCUGCCUCUUCCCAAGAGGAGGAGGGCAAAUGUGAGUUGCAUUGCGUAUUCAUGCAACCCUCGGCACGAUCCACUGAGUUUGGACCCAUUUUCAUUUGACCGUGCAAACACGCUGGUCAUGUGUGUCACACGUUCGCAAUGAGACAGGUUUAUCCAUAGAAGUGGCUCGCGUGCGCCGUGAACACACGACUGAACACACGUGUGGGUCCCCUGAACGGCUAAUACACGACAUUCGCUUGGGAAUUCCAGGUGUGCGGGAACGGGUUAUGUUUGUCGGAGCAGUUCGACGGUGUGAAAAGACCCAGGCACGCGGACAAUGCUCACUCACCCAGAUCCAGCGAAUUGAGAAGUUCAGAGGAGUUUUUGACCGCGGUAUUGUGCGAGGGCGCGUGUGCGUGCGUGGUAGUCGCCCGUUAAGAAAGACGCAGGCGCCCAUGCUCUUCCGCCCUGUUCAGCAUGGAGCUCAGUCCCUCGUGUUCCUUUCAGCCGUUCCUGCAUCUGCGCACCCACUUGUUCCCUCCUUCAAAGCGUGGGGUUCUGGUCCAUUAACGUUCUAUUGUACGCGUGCAGCUUUAAAUGUGGAAGGUUCGAUGUAAAUUGUGAAGCCUCUUUUCAUUAGCAAAACUAAAAAAAGGGUUGAAGAAUGACUUGCAAGAUGAUGAAAUACGGUUUCAUUAAGUUCAUGGCCAAUAGGUGUUUGCAGGCUUAUGCAAUACCUUUUUUGGAUGAAACAUUGAUUGAAAAAAGUGUGCUUUUGUCAUCCUCACUCUAAUCUCUUCGAAUGGUUGCCAAGUAUUAAAAACAACUUCUGGUGCAUCGGCUAGACUAUGGUUUUUCUUUGACAAAGUGUUAGUAAUAUGCUGGUUGUGUAUAAAAAGUGGCCGUCUUCAUUAUGUAUUAGAUAUAACAGGGUUUUUUCAAACUACCGUCCUUGUUUUUUUACCACAAUAGGUUUUUUACUUCCAGCUGUCAAUUUACAACUUAAAAUAAAUACGGAUCCGAUCAGAUUUUGAAGAAAACAUCUUAAUCGAAAAAACAUGACUGGAUCGCUAUUUUCUGGAACUUCCUGUGACACAAUCAAGCACCGUCACAUCCCGGUUAGCCAAUUGGCUCACUUAUCCUGAAACGCAUUAUACUGCAGCAUCUGUAUAGGUUGGACACCCCCUGUUGAAUUACAAUGACCUAUGUUGGAUUCCAAAGUGGGGAUUGUUUAUUUUCUUGAACAGCAAAACCCUAUUUACAUAGUGUUAUUAAUGUUUUAAAAUAAAAAAGGAUUGUUCCAUACUCUUGUGAAUUACAUGAAAGCACAAUCCCCAUUUGUGAAUCCAGGCGUAAUCUUGUACUUCAACGGGGUUGCCUUGCCCAUCUACUCUGACGGCAUUGUCCGUAUGGUGUUACUAUUAAUUUUAAUGACCAGGAUUGGACCAGAGAAAACACGGACCGUUCCAUUGGCAUGGAAUUAAAUUCAGAAUGUGACCAGACCCAGGGAAAUUGGGUCCCAUCAGACCUGAACUGUGCACCCCUAGUAUAAAUACUCCAUAUGUAUAUUAAAAACAACUGGAUUAACGUUUGGAUGCAUUUUUUAAACAUGGAUUUUAUUACAUGGGAAGGCACUAAGGCAGCGAUUAAGUCUCGCAAUCCCUGACGUCACUAACUUAGUGUCUUUGUUGCAUUGGGCAGAGCCAAAAAUAGCAUGGCCCUCACGUGAAUUAUUGGCCAAUGCAGUGCUGUCUUGUACCAGAAGGGCAGUGGCUUAUUGUGAAGGCGCCUCAUAGUCGCUGCGUCAGGGUUUCUGUGGUGGGUUUGUCUUUAUUUAAGCAGUACAGUACAACAUAUUUACUCAUCAGGUUACGUGGUGUUGUGGCGUGAGCAGUUGACCCGAUUGAAAGGUUGAUCAUUUUAAUCGCACUCCUGGGUCAAUUCGGCAGCGUCCUGCCUCUGGAUAAACUGGCCCGCACCAUGUGAAUGUGGAACUUUCACCACUGGCUCUGCUGCCGAGCAACCACCCUGUUGCUUGUUUAAGCAGAAUGAUGCUGAAGUAUAUUUAUAUAUACUGUAUUUACACACAAGGUUACUCUUGGCAGUUAUACUGAUGACACGUCGUGGAAUCGUAGACACUAGGGAUGGAACAAUGCAUCAUUUGAUUGAUUAAUAUUGAUUCUUAAAUGCACGAUACAUGUACCAAAGCGCGUCUGUAAGAAUCGACUUUGUUUUUUUAAUCUGUAUACAGUUCUAUGUAUUGGUUUCACAUUACCCCCAGCAACCACUAGAGGUGCAACCAUUUACCACGUAAAAAAGAAUAUUGGAUUAAAUCACGACCCUGAAUUUGGCUGUCAUCAAAUAAUAACGGGUGGGGUGGAUGGGUACUGCAUCUUUCCAGAACAAGAAGUAGAGACUACCUAAUUCCUCCAAACCAAGCUAUGGCCUGACGGGUGUGGUGGGGAAUAUGGCACAUGCAGACGUAUGUCUAAUAAGUUUAUUUUUCUCCUGUCCAUGCAUGGUGGGGGGGCAGGGAGCACUUGAACGUGAGCACACACACAGCACGCCAUAUAUUGCAGCUUUGGACAGAACCUUGUAGGGAAUGGUGAACGUGCAAAUGUAUUUGGCAAAAAAUAGCCCCGGAAAGAUCACCCGGCGGUGUUGCUCGCCGCCGAUAGACUGGAAUGUGCUGUUGGGUGGCUGUGGAUGGAGGCACUUCCAACGCAUUGGGUCUGCCCUGCCAGUGACUAAUUAUAGUAAAUUUGGCCUCACUUUGCGUCCAUGUCAAAAUUGUGGGCCGUUCAUUUAGUUUACAAAAGGAUAUGGCCCUUUUUUUUUGCUCGGUAUGUUUUUAGACCCAGUCCUCGCGUUCGCAAAAAUACAAUCGGGAUUUAUUAAUAGGGGCGGUGACGUGGCCGGCCGUUUUUUAUUUGUAGAGGUUCCACUGUUCGAAACCAGUGGGGUGUGUCAACUGCGGGUUUAUUAACCAUAAAAAUACUACGCGCCGUCUGCUUUACAGCGGACGUUGAAGAAGUCGUAACGCCAUUCACAAAGUGUAGGCCAUUGCGUGCCGGCGUUGUGGUCCAAAUUUGAAAGGUCGCCCUUAAAUUAGUAAAUUUCGAAGAUACAAAGCAGUCAUCUCCCCUUUGUGUGAAAACGAAGCAGGAUCCUCCUGACUAAGAGUUAUAAAACACUUGAGAUUUUUGUGUGUAAACGAGCGUAAUAAUAAUAAUGGGCAGCUUCUUGAUGGACAAAAAUCAAUUUCUGUGCAAAUUUCUCAUUGCGUUGUGACAAUGUCUAUGGAGUUUUGCUCAUCACAUUUUGCAGAUUGUCCAAACACAAGAGGUGACUUUAUAGUAACCAUAACAGCACGGUUAAUUUACUUCUUACUCUACCUCUCCUCCAUAUCACAUGUUCCAUCUCUGCAUCCCCGCCUUGAUGAUGCCCAGCUCCUAAAGCCGCUCAUAUGAGAAUGUUGAUGCUAUGAAAAGACGGUGUGCUCUGUUUUAGCCAUGUUGAAUAGCCCAACCAUACAAGUACAGGUAUAUCAAGUGCGUGGUAUAAAUAGGGGGCAACACCCCACAUUCGUUAGUACGAACUUUUCAUAAGAAGUGUGUUUUUUUUAAAGAAAUAUGCAUUAUUACAAUUAGGCUUUAAUGGAGGAGGAAAAAACACGCAAUGCUCUAACCACUUCACAAUUCAGCACAUACGUGAGCAUGUUUUGAACUCCUGAUUGAGGCGAAUAAGGUUAUUAGAUAUCUGAAUUGCUUUGGGGUUUGUGUCCUGUUUCGACAUUGUGCGACGUUUCGCUGUCAGUUUCAGAAGAGGUGCCCAGCACGUGGCGCAGAAUGUUGGGAAAAUAAAGCUGGCAAAAGACGCGGCACAACACAAAAACAACAUCAGAACACUGUCCAUCACAACCGCGAAAACUUUAGUAAUAAGGUGGCCGAUCAAUGCAUGCACACGCAUCACAUUUAAGGAUAUCUGAUGUGAGCAAAGGUUUAUUGGAGGAUGUUUAUUUCUGUUGUAGUGAGUUUUUACCCAGACAUGUACUGUUCUGAGAGCAAUGAUGCCCUCUGGGUGUUUUGAUCCGUUCGUGGUAAACCACGACAUAAUCAAUGUUUGGAAGAUAUACACUUGUAAAUAAGUGUUGCAAAUGUAGCUUUUGAGCUGAUAAUGUUUGUUGAAGGAAGGCUCGCAUUGACAAUGCCGAGACUUUUUAACGAUAUGGUUAUUAAAAUCUAGAAGUUUACUGCCAUUAAUGUGGCGUUUUUUUGCGAAUGGCAUCUAAACCAGGGUCACACCUGUUAAGCUGGGCUUGUGUCCCGUUGUGAUCCAUUCCCAAGAAAGGGCAUUGAUCUGGCCAUUAUGGCAAUCUCACAAUCAGCAACGCAGCUCCUCGCAAGAGGCUCUGGUGCUGGAUUUGGGAAAAGUGGUAGCGGGUGAGCCACGUGUACUGCACUGUACCGUUGCUCCAGCGUUGCUUUGGUUUGACUCAAUGAGUCACUUUAUUCAGCUGAUUGACCCAAACCCAGGAUUUAAAGCCGACGAGUCGGGGUGAAGCGGUCGCUGCAGUGUGCGGGCAAUCGGGCGCUGUUGGUGAUUAAAACUUCGUUGAAUAAACGUUUUCCAGUUGUGUGUUCAGUGUAACACUA
Messenger RNA from Petromyzon marinus (sea lamprey), 6864 nucleotides. RefSeq names its product ran-binding protein 9-like. Lineage: Eukaryota; Metazoa; Chordata; Hyperoartia; Petromyzontiformes; Petromyzontidae. The record is from RefSeq and is a predicted model, not a curated record. Gene Ontology annotation, molecular function: protein binding.